Molecule: messenger RNA, 204 nt
Organism: Bipolaris zeicola 26-R-13
Lineage: Eukaryota; Fungi; Ascomycota; Dothideomycetes; Pleosporales; Pleosporaceae
Exons: 1
Coding region: 1-204 (67 amino acids)
Source: RefSeq, a predicted model, not a curated record
AUGAAUGGAGUUGCGAUCGCGCUAAGCUUUACUAGCGCGAUUACAACAGAGAUCGGGCUUCCUCCUGAAUGCUUGUCACUUUUGAAGUCCACCAAAGAAUGCCUACUCGCUCUGAAAACAGACACAACAUGUAGCCGACCGCGAGUCAAUAGUCUUAUUAUCCACAUGGCUAACCAGCAUAACACCCACACAAAUGCCCAUUAA